This is a messenger RNA of Folsomia candida, 1396 nucleotides long. RefSeq lists its product as uncharacterized. The record is from RefSeq and is a predicted model, not a curated record. NCBI's taxonomy places the organism in Eukaryota, Metazoa, Arthropoda, Collembola, Entomobryomorpha, Isotomidae. The transcript is spliced from 5 exons. The coding region runs from base 230 to 1204 and encodes 324 amino acids.
UCAUUCAGCUCCCUUUCUCCUCAAAUUCUACACAACGAGGUUCAGCAUUCAUUUUUGCUUGCUUGCCCUGUAAAUCAAAUCAAGUCCACUCCACAGUCUCCAUUUUAACUCCUGACUUCUCGCAAAAACAGUGUUUUCUCAUUAGUAAAAUUACACACUAUAAAUAUUUAACUUACUCCGAAAGACCCCCACUUUUCACAGUUAUCAAAUUAAGUGCUCAUCCGCCAUUAUGAUGAAUACUCGCGACUCAUCAGUUGAGCAAGAUAACGACCGAUAUAAACCUCGCCGCGAAAAAAACAGUAAAAAACACAAACAUCACGAUCGUGAAAGGGGGGACCAUGGCGUUGAAAAGCGUCGCCAUCAUCACAAAAAAGAUGGCCACAAGCAUCGCGUUGACCUUUCCCCUGAAGGAGAUGACACUUAUGGCAGCAACCGAUCCGUGUUCAAAGAUUACGGUCACGGUCAGGUGGUCGGAAGGGUUGAGACGCGACCCUCGAAAAAAUCCAGGCGCGAUAAGCACGUCAUGUAUGACAACGGAAACCAGGAAAAUUGUUGGGGCGAAGCGGCAGAAGAUUGGGAUGCAGAGGCGAAAGGACGCGAUGACAAUAUGGAAACUGAGGAGCCAUCAAAACCAGAACCGAUAUCGUAUCAAGCACGGCAUGGAAGAUACGAAUCGGUAUACGAAUCUGUUGCGAUGCCAAAACACAACGUGAUCUUGCCACCUGAACCACGCUAUCCACAAAAAUAUGAACCCGUCUACCAAGUCGACGAACGACUGCAAAACGACGUCAACCUUUAUGAACUUCCGCAUUACCAAAGGAAACCGGAACGAAAACAGUAUCGCGUUGGUCAACAAUUCUCCCAAUUUUCUGGAUACGAUUCACCUCUCGGUGGUGGUAAUAGAAACUACAAUGCCUACCCUCCAACAAACGCUUAUCCAAGAUAUCCUUCUGUGAAAGAAGAGCCAACAUAUUCUUGGGAUGAUAACAGUAACAUGGACUACAAAUGCGCCCCCAUUUCUGAGACAAAGAUUCAUUACGAUUACAAGCCAAGCACGCCAUCUUCAAUUAAAUAUGAACCAAUUGUGGUAUUGCCUCCAAAAUUGUCACCCGUUGUGAAAGAUUUAGAAAAAGAGGAUGGCGAGUGUAGCGACAGUGAGGAAGAAAGCUUUGAGGCAUUUAUUGGCGAAGAUCCAUUCAGUUAGAUAGAUGCAUAAUUAUUUAUUGGUUAGAAUAGUUGUGAAUACUUUAAAAUUUUGGGUGAAAAUCACAAAAUGAUAAAAAUGUUAUGCUUCAUUGUUAUCGAUUGUUGCUAAAACUUUAAUUAAUUCUUAAUACUGAAAUAAUAGAUUUUAAUGGAUUUGUUUAAUUAAUUAAUAAAUUUGUUAGUAAUGUAA